Molecule: messenger RNA, 240 nt
Organism: Cetraspora pellucida
Lineage: Eukaryota; Fungi; Glomeromycota; Glomeromycetes; Diversisporales; Gigasporaceae
Source: the annotation of a GenBank genome assembly
AUGUUUCUUAAGGAUUUGGAUGAUGAUGAAAGUGAAAUGAUGCAUAAAAAACUUCUACUCCAAAUAGUAGAAAUUAUUGUAUCUAUUGAAGAACUCAUUAAUGAAGAUGAAAGACUUGACUACAAUUAUGUAAUUAAAAAUGAGCAACUCAAAGCAAUUGAAGAUACUAAGGUUACUUCAAAGAGUUCAAAGAGUUUAAAGAGACGAAAAGGAAUAGUUCUGUUUAUUCGCAUAUUUCCG